Messenger RNA from Cylas formicarius (sweet potato weevil), 10881 nucleotides. It is a transcript of the gene Lrch, whose product is annotated as leucine-rich repeat and calponin homology domain-containing protein. Bases 189 to 2402 code for a protein of 737 amino acids. Lineage: Eukaryota; Metazoa; Arthropoda; Insecta; Coleoptera; Brentidae. Gene Ontology annotation, molecular function: protein binding. The transcript has 10 exons. The record is from RefSeq and is a predicted model, not a curated record.
AAGUCGUCCUCAUGUUCUCGGCAGUUUGGUUCGGUGUGUUAAAAUGUCAGAAUCUAUCGUGAUACUCGUAUGUGACGUGAUUCCAGCUGUCAAGCGAAAUAGUUUGGUUUUGUCCGUUUCCGCUUAAGAAUCGCGUCGAUGAAUUUCUAAUAGGAACAAAAACACGGUCGUUUCGCGUGCCAUGAGCUAUGGCAAUGCCCGUUCCCAACGUAAGCGGGCACAUUCAAAAUCAACUCGAACGGAUAUUAGAAGAAGCCGAUCAAAGUGGCGAACUAAAACUGAGUAAUAAAAAAUUAAAGGAUUUCCCGAAAACCAAGGAGAAGUUCAAUUUGGGUGACACGGUCAUUGCAGAUCUGUCAAAAAACCGCUUCACGGAACUGCCCGAUAUCAUCACCGGCUUUUACUUCCUCGAACGGCUCCAGUGCUAUCACAACUCCAUCAGGACUCUUCCGGACGCGAUCAGCAACCUGCAAUGCCUCAGCUUCCUGGACCUGAGCAGGAAUCAAUUGACCGCCCUGCCCAGGGAAUUAUGUCAGCUUCCGAUCGAGAUUUUGCUGGUGGCGAACAAUAGGCUGUCGUCGUUGCCGGACGAACUGUACAAAAUGUCCCAGCUGACGGAGCUGGACGCCUCAUGCAAUCAGAUCACUCAUUUUCCGCCGCGCAUGGGCGAACUCAAGUCGCUCCAGUCUCUCGUGCUCCGGAACAACCUCCUACUGGCCGUGCCGGUCGAGAUCACGUCACUGAGACUCGUGAGACUGGACUUGAGAGCCAAUAGAAUCAGCACUCUGCCGAUAGAGAUAAGGGGCAUUACGACCGUUAUCGAUUUGAUGCUGGACGAGAAUCCGCUCACGAGUCCACCGGCCAGUCUGUGUAAACGGGGUCGCGUGCACAUUUUCAAGUAUUUAGACAUGGAGGCGAUGAAGAUCGAGAAGAAAACGGGGGGCGGGACCGGAACGCUGGGACGCAGGUCGAGAAAGAGCGGAUCCGGCUCGCCCGGCCCGCCCCACUUGGUCAACAGAUUGAAAAAUAAACGCCACAACGUAGAUAGCGGUUACAGUACGAGCAGCGAUUGCUGCGAAAAACGAUGGUCGCAGGAAAUAGCGGUUGACGACAAAAAUUGGCCUUCGACGCCCGUCCUGGGGCGGUCGUCUGAUCAGGGUGGAACCGUCUCGACGAUAUCGACACCCUCGACUAUAUCACCAGCUCCACCGGACGGGGCAGACGAAGAUCUCUCCAAGAGUAGCGGGUUUUCCAACGACAACGACCGGUCCGAUGCCGUGAAAGAACUCGUCAGUGUUCGUCUUAGUCCUUGUCCGAAUAACGUUUCUAUUGGCGACGGCACCGAGGAUAAACCGAAAAUUUUCCAGCAGAUCCAAACUUACAGAGAAUACAAAGAAGCCUUAAAGCAGCAACGAGCGCACGACGUGCCUUCCAUAUACCGUACCAAAGAUUCGGACGAGCAAAGCAACAAAACGGAACCGAACACGCCGACGCAUCAUCACUCGACGCCCGGUCAGACGAUGGCCACCUCGAAAUCCGAUCCGACCCCCUUAAAUUCCGCGUUCGGCGGUCCGAAAACCGUUUUCGACGACACCUCGACGACGAAGAAGCCCGUGCAAAAGGUGACGCCCUCUAGGAACACGAGUUUCUCCCCGAACCGCUACGUUAACGGCAACGUCGCAGACAACAUGGCCAACGUACACGAAUAUAUAAAGCCCGCGUCGCCCGUAAAAGCGUCCGUGCCGCAAAGCACAGGCGCCCUCUCCAGUUACGUCACUAAUUACAAGGAGGCCGCGCGGACUACUUUCGCACCUAAAAGCGUCAACGGCGUCAAAUCGGGCAGAAACAUCAGCUGGAACAAGGACGUCGCGUCGGACAAGAUCUCGUUCACGAUGAGGAGGGAGAUCGACAAGGCGAGGGAGGAGAGCGACCUCAUCAAUCAGCUACGAAAUAUAAUCGAAACGAGAUUGAAAAUGGCGCUACCUGAGAACCUGGCGGCGGCCCUCACCGACGGUGUAGUCCUCUGCCAUCUGGCGAACCACAUCAGGCCACGGUCCGUGGCCAGUAUCCACGUGCCGUCCCCCGCUGUACCGAAACUGACGAUGGCCAGGUGCCGCCGAAACGUGGACAACUUCAUCGAGGCGUGCCGGAAGAUUGGAGUCGACGAGGGACGGCUGUGCAGCGCCCUGGACAUUACCGAGGCGCUCAACGGCAGAGGACUGGUCCGUUUGCUCGUGACCGUCGAGGACUUGUGUCAUUUUGACGAGCACACGAAACGGGCGACCGACGAGUGUGGGCGGGGAGCAAAACCUACCCUUCGGGAUACCACAGUCUCACUCCUGCUGCUGUCGGUGUUUGUCGGGACGUUGGCGCUGUUGAUCGCGUUCCCUCCACCCAACUGAGUUUUUUCGGGGGUUAUUUUUGGAACCGGGCAGUAUUACCGUCGCACAGUGGAACGAAACAGAUAUUUUGUUCAACAUUGGGCAAUAUUUGUUAUAUAAUCUUUUCAGAGUACACAGAAUAGGCCGGGAUGGUAAAAAGUGCACCUGGAGCUAAUGUAACAUAAAAUAGGCUUGUGGCGAUUUACAGAUAUAUUAUUUAAGUUUUUUAAAAUGUAUUAUAAGGUCAGAAAAGGCAAGCAAAAGCGAAAUACCAAGGAUUAUCAGCUCUUUAUAAACUCAAACAAAACAUUGAAAAGCUAUUUAUUCUCAAGUAAAACGUAAUAUAUAAACAUUUAAAAAAAAAACAGCAAAAACAUUAACUGAUAAAUAAUGUCUAUCGAACAAGUCUAAAAUUUUUAAUGACAGUUCAUUUUUCAAAUAUCGAGGGUCCUCGAUAUUUGAAAAAUAAAAAUUAUUAAGUAAAUCAGCCAAGACAAAAUGAUGCAAAUUGUUUUGAAGUCUGAAAGGGCCGCCAGGUGGCGUAAUUGUUAUCUUAAAUUUUAAACCUUGGUUUCUAUAAAAAAUUCCUAAUGUAUAUAGUUAAAAUGAGAAAUAUUUAAAUCUUUUUUUGUUUAAUGCUGUAUCUCAGCAAGGAAAGUGGUGGGAGUGUUCGAAUAUUUUCUUAAAUUAAUGUCUAUGUCUCUAACGAACUUUAAUAAACUUAGAGUCUUUAAAACGAGCUUCUAGACUAUAAAUCUUACUUUAAAUGACGCGAUUGCGAUUGCUUACUUUGAAACACGCACCUCGAUGUCUUUAUCCUAACCUAAAAUAUGAGCAAAAACUGACGCAGGAGGAAUCCAGAAGUUUUGUAAAAAGCGUUACAGUAGCCUGUGGAAGUUUGUAUGAAAAAUUUGAACUAAUUGAAACGGUAAACAAUCAAAAGACUUUGACAAGCCUCCCUGCAAUCUUGUUCAUUAUAAUUGAAUUACUUGUGUCAGACAAGUUCAUUUAUUCAUUUUUUGAAAGGUUCUCCACAGUCUACUACUUAAAUAAAUUAAUGUUAAUAAAAUUAGUAUCCAACAAAUAAUUAACAAUAAUAGUGAUAAUAAUAAUAAUAAUAAUAAUAAUAACGUUUAUUUAGUGAAACGCAAUAACAGAAUAGUGACAAAAAAUAAGUGUUGUGUCAUUGGUGGCACAAACAUAGACUAACACAAUUUCUAUAAAAGACAAAUAUACGAUUAUAAAUAAGCAUAAUGACCGAAGUAGUGACCUAGUUAGUGAUUAAGCGUAAUUUCUCAUUAAAAAAUAAGUGAUAAUACUAAAUAUUUGGAAAAAGCUAAGCUAAGCCCAGGAGAUUUGGUGCCUAUUGAUUAAAUUGUAAAGAAGUAAUAAACAUAAUAAUAACUUUAUAAUUUUAUUUUGAUUUUAAUUAUCUUUUGGCAUUCAUAAUAAUAAAUUUGAGUUUUGUUUGGUAAAUCGGAGAUAAUAAGACAUUAAUAACAAUCCGUAAAGGGAAAUUUAAUUUGUUAAAUUCUUUUGUUCAUAUUUUAGUUUAGGAUAAAGAUAUUGAGAUGUAGUUUUCACUGCAUUGUUGUGCCCUUAUUUGACUAUCUAAUGAUUAAAAAAAACAUGAGUCGUAUUAUUUUUUCCGACUAUAAUAGAAAACUGCACCUGGUGGUCAAGUAAGAUUCCCAGUUUAUUAAAAUGCGUUAAGCCUGUUCGGCUUUUUAUUUAAGAAAAUGUGCGAAUAGCCCCCACCUGUUUUCUUGCAGAGAUAGAGCAAAAAGCAUGAUAAUGCUCAAUGUAACUUUUAGUUUAAUAGCUUAACGUUAGAAUUUUUUUAUAAAAAACGAGGUUUAAAAUUGAAGAAAAUAAUUACGCUCUCAUUUUUUUUUUCAAAUUUUUAGCACUCUCCGUUUUCCUAAUAGCGUACCUCGUCGUUCUUACUGGGACAUCCUGUAUAUAUAACAAAAGUAUAAUGGUCUGUUAUAUGCCGUUUUUCGUUUCUUUCGCACUUUUAUUUUUCUUAAUGAUUCGAGCUAUAUAUAAAGAUUCGAAACGUAGUUAAUUAAUAAUAAUUAACGAUAAGAUGUAUCUUCAAAAAUUUGACAAACAUUUAUUGACAAAGAACGCCAGUUAGAUUAAAACAAUAAUAACUUUUAUAAAACCUACGGUUAAUUUUAGUCUAACAAUCAGAUUUUAAGUGAGGUCUGAUAUUUUUUCUUUUGAAACUACCGAAUUCAGUUUUCCAUUUUCAAAAAAAAAACAUUAGCCCCAUGUCCAAUAUUUAAUAUGGACUCGUUCCAUUGUGCGUCGACCUUGCAAUACCGAUUCUCGUAUUUAUUUACAAAGUUGAAACGCAAUAGAGAGCGGCGACCAAUAUUCCUCUCAUUAUAAAUGUUAUUUUGUCAAAAAGGGCGACUGAAUUACCCACCUGUUCCUUCCGUGAUGCAUAACCCGUUUACGGAAACAAAAAAUGACGAAUUAAUAAUUUUAUUCAGUCAUUUUUGACAAAAUUGGAGUUAUUUGAAACAAAGGGGUUUUGUGGGGCCAUAUUGAAAACAAAUGUCGGGUUGUGGUAUAUACAUUGUUCCCCAGAGUCGAUGGCUUAUCAAGAAUAAAAAUACGACUUUAAAAAUUGGGUUCGGGCAAUACCCAUACAUUAACUUAAUUUUUCGAAUGAAUAUAUUAUUACAUUUUUGGAUUCUAUGAAAAGUUCUAUAACUUGCCGUGUAACCUUAAAACAACAAUAUUAAAAUUACGUUGUAGAAAACAGUUAGUAAUUAACUGUCUUUCAACUCAUUUAGGUAGAAAUCUAAAAUUUUGGCUAUGGCGUGUCAAUAGGCUGCUUUUAUCCACGUUAUCCACUUUUUCUUCGGCACAGUGAAGCCAGGAGGGCAAAGUACUUCUUCAGUGUGGGUGGUAAUAACCAUGAAAGUCUUUUGGACUUGCGGCUGGUCAUUGCUAAUACACUUUUUCCUCUCUAAUCAGGUCCGACUUUCACCUCAAGUAUUAUGUUUUACCACAACUAUUUUGAAUCAUUUUGGAGUUAAAAACAAAAAAAAAUACGGUUUAUGAUUUUAUUUCCAAAAUAGAGUUAAAACAUAUGUUACUUAGGACAUAGACAUUUUAAAAAUCGGAGGCGUCUGGUCCCAGCAGAUGUAGCCACGCUGCAGUGUCUCAAACAUUCUGUAAAUAGAGAUCAUAGCCUCAUAUGCCUGCAAUUCAAUUUUUCAAUGCUUAUCUUCUUCUAGUUUCGAGAUACUUCUAAUAGGCCAUCGAAUUUGGGGAACCCUAAAUAGACGCUUGGGCGCCUGGUAUAUUUUUAAGUUUCUGCGACAACCAAAUAUUUAAACUUAUCGUAUAACCCAUCCAGUUUAGUUUCGAAGAUACCUAAAUCAAAAAUGUUCAGAGUACAAAGUGAUCGUUUUUUUUUACAUUCCUUAUUGGAUAGUUUUUUUUGUUAAAUAAACCAGCCUUACGAGCGAGUGAGAAAAGUAAGAAUACUUUUAGUUAGAUGCCACGUCGGAUUUAGCUAGGAUUUGAAAGGCGCCUUACUAAUGUUAAGAAGUGAUGAUCACUCUAAAAGUAGCGGUAGCGGUAGUCUUGUUAUAAUUAGUGAGAUGAGCAGUGCUUAAUAUAUAAUUGAUUGCGUAUAUUUUAUUUCGUAGUAUUUAAUGCUUAAUAUAUACAGAUUUGAGUAGCUCUUAAGUGGAUCGAUCUCGUGGUAUACCUUCGUACCAGUAAUUUUUAUAAAAUUUACCUUAGUACUAGGAUAGAUAUGUUCUGGCAUAGACCAAGCUUUCGCAGAGUUCCGCACCAAUGCUAAAAAUAAUUCUGCUCCUGUUUUGCCACGUUGCCAAAUUUAAUUUUACAUUAAUGAUUUUGUGUUGCGCAUGUUUUGGCUCACUAAUAAGGAGCGCUUUCUAUAAACAGUAUUAGUGUCUAUGUCUAUGAGGGGCAACCCGCAUUAUCUAAAAAAGUAAUACGAACAGGGUAUUUAUAAAUUCUGGUAUCGUUUUUUCGCCAUUUGCGUAUUAUAACCGUAUGUAUUAAAAUAAUAUAAGGGAUUUUUAUGUUGAAAUGUAAAGGGUGAUUCAUGUUGAGUGUUUGGGGAGUUUGAGGAGUUUAGGGGAACUAAAUCGUUUUUCUUUUGAGAGAAUAUUGGAGAUACAAAUGUAUAUUAGUAAAAAUAUUUUUUUUUGCAGGAAAAAUACAGUUUUCUUAAAACUUUCUUUAAUGAGCUAGCUAUUUAAAAUUUUUAUCAAACUUUGACCGUAAGCCAUACACUGUGUCAAAAAUGUACAUUUCUCAAAAAACAUUUAGUAAUAUAUUUGACAUUGCUAUGAAGAAGUUCAAUAAUUUAUCUAAUAAUAAUAUUAAACUUACAACUAUUUAUUAUUGAUUUGUUAAGCAAGGUAUUUCAAAAUUAUUUGUUGAUGUGAGAUUUGCGGAACUGCUUAAAUUCUUAAUGAAUUUGUCAUACAAUAUUUAUGUUUGAACUGCCUGACGUUCGAAUUUUGUCAGCUAUAUCAAUUCUAGAUAUGUAGCUCCCAGCAUCUUGAGAUGAGAUUCAACUAGCAUUUCGUUUUAAUAGAAUAAUGUCAGCACCCCGAUUAGCUAGCAAUGUCGCUGAACUGCGAUGAAAAGAAUAUCCUGUGUAUUUCAUUGGUUUGAGCAAUUUUCAAAACUUUGGCCUUGCGCAAGCGUAAGUUAUUUUUCUUCAUGCAUUAUUUUAUAUCAUCAAUACAGUAGUGAAUUAAAAAAACCAAGGCAGUUCACAUAAUCAAAUGGUUCAUAUAAUGCAGAUUUCAUGAAAUGAAUGUAGAUAAUGUUUAUUAUCUAUUUAUUAUGUAUAUCAUACAUAUGCUGUGAUGUAGUUUCGGGGAUUUUUUAAGGAAUCUUCUUACUCAUUUCCAACCUGCCAUUUUUGUUUCGCGAUUGAAAACAUGUUUUAUUUUAUUUUGUUCUACUACAUCAAAUACUAUCCGCCGCAAAUCACUGGAAAUUAGACCAAAAAACCGUGUUUUCAUAUCAGUUAUAUGAACUGCAGCUUCCUCUUCGGUGGCUUUAGAGAAAGUUACUCUAAGUCCUCCCAAAUCGAUCUUAGAACUGUCUUGUUAGGUAAAAGCUAAGCUAGUUUGUUAACAGAUUUAACUUGAUAUUUUAUUUUCACAAAAACAGUUGGUAUUCCUUUGAUCCCUCUGAUCGCUUGUAAAUAAACUAAAUGUGAACUCUAAUUACCCUAACAAUCAGCCAGUGCCAUGCGGUGAAAAUACGGCUAAUGGCAUUGGCGGAGUCUAUAACGGGCAUGCCCCUAUGUAGGGUUGCAUUUAAAAGAAGUUUUUUAUUGAUAGUCUUUUUCUUUAGGAUUUUACAUUCAAACAAAAUUUUGGUAUUUGGUAGGUAUUAAACUAUAAAGCUGCGGUUUUCUGCAAUAAAAAAUUCAAAGUUAGGGAGGUAGGCACAGUGCAACGUACUAAUAUACGCGGUGUUCCAUUCGAAUUUCCCAUGUUAUCGUGUUUCGAGUUGACUUGGAAAGGCUACAGGCGUGUUAAUAUUUCAAGAUGGCGCGCUUAAGCUAUAUACCAAAUUUGAAGAAAAAUGUCUAGUUCUCUAGACCUCGACGUGAAUCAGCCUUUAUUUGAGAGCCACAAGUGAUUUUUGAAAUUGCUGGCAACUAAUUAACGACCUGAACGAUCCACGGCAACUAUUUUUUCCAUGCGUACUUUCGUAUCUUCGUUUAACUUUUGUAGUUCCUGAUAGAUUCCGCGCAAUCCAAAGAUUUACUCCGUAACUAUACCUACUUUUAUUUCCAGUCAUUCAUCCAACGGCGAAUAUCGUAUUCCACAGAUUAUUCGUUUUUAUAUAUAUUCGGUUAUCAUUAUUCCAUAUUAUAUUCUUCGAUCAUUCUAGUCACGUGUCAUACUACUUUCAGUAUUAUAAGUCGUUAUUAUCAAUCGUAAAGACUGUCAAAUAAUUCCGUAUUGUCUACGUCAGGCAGAUAUUUUGCAAAUUUUACUUAAUAUUUAAUUGUAAGUGUUUUGUAUUAUGUUUUUUUUUUUUUCUCCCAAAAUAAGAACUCGAAAAUCGCGUUUAUCGAAAAUUUGUGAAUAGUAUUUAUGAAUGGUAUCGAGAACGGGGGCUCCGUCUAGAUCAUCGGGCACGACUGCCGGAAUAAAAGGCACAUUUUUUCUCAAUCACGAAAAUAUUUGUGUUAAAGUUAUUUAAUUUCAAAUCAGAAACUGUGCGUACUUUUUGAGUGGAAAAUAACACACGAACUUAACUCGGUAGAACGAUGUUCAGGUACUAAUACAAUAUGGCAACUAGCUAUACUUACUAAAAGAACGAAAAUUUGGAGUUAUUAAUAUCAGGUACUGAUAUUAUAGGUUAAAAAAUAAAAGGGAUAUCGUUGCAUUUAUUUUUUUUAAGAUAAGAAAGUUUAUGUGUAAAGCGUCCUCUGGCGCUGAUCCAAGCAGCCUAAAUCAAUCAGUGUUGAUAGCCUAAAGAAUCAUUUUUAACAACUCCAAGUUUGCCAAAAUGCGUUCGGUCAUUCUGAUGUCUGAAAAAUUUUACGAGAUAAGGAAAUAACUAUUUAACAAAAAGAAUUGAAUUUAUCCCAGCUUUACGGUGUCAAUUUUAGCCAUUUUUAAUAUAAGUUUUUUUCCCAAAAAAUCUGAUUUAAACUUUGAACUUAAAAAUAGAAAUUACUUUUCGAGAUACCAUCUUUAAUCGGGACAGCUAGUUAACACAAUUCAUUCUGAUUAUCGAAUACACAACAAUGCAAAAAACAUUUAUUUAAUAUACAAUGCGUAUGUAUGUAUGUAUAUUUUUGAAAAAAUAACGACAAACAAAUAUUUGAUCUUAAUACCUUAUAAAGAUCCUAUAAAUCAAGAAAAAACCCUAAUGUAAACAGAAAAAAAGCACAUCAGCAUAGUUAUCAUUGAACUCAUAAAAAUACUUGUGAUUGUCUGCGGCUUCAAUUUUUUGAAUAUUGGUCAUUUGCCUGACAACACUAACUUGUUUCCAAGUCUCGUCCAAAAACAAGACCACAUCUUUCAGGUUUAUAUUUUCAUAGAUUGCAAGAAAGGCGUGCAGUCAAGAUAUUGGAAAAAUACCGAUGUGUUUCCAUCGUCACUAGUCACUACAGAGGGAUCGAACUCAAUUUACAACCACUCAUUAAAAGUCUCCCGUGUCACCUAACUUUAUGUUGAAUUAUGAUAACUAAAAGCCUGAGUUGCAACACGGCAUGAACGUAAUUCUCUCUUUAUUCACUUUCCUUCCUGGAGCGGUUGUCUCUCCAGAAUGUAGUAGUAGUGUUUUAGUUGGUAGCAUUCUCCAAAAGAGAUCACUUUCAUCCAUCCGCAUUAUAAAUUUCAUCAUUGGUUGGUUCAGUUAUUCUUUUGAAUUCAUUCCUUAAGUUAUUCUACAAAAGUAUGGACGGCAUCGUAAUCAGUAGAGAUUCGCCACAGUCAUCUGACGAAUACCGAACCGCUUCUAAACUUCUGAAGCCAUCCUUGUCAAGCGCGAAAAUCUUCUUUCUGUGUCACAGUUUUAUAAAAAGAUUUUAGUUUCUUGCAUAAAAUCCAGACAUUGGUGUGCGUGUAGAAAAUAUUACCUUUAACCCCUGACAAUCUUCUAGGGUUUAAACGAAAAAAGUGAAACUAUUUUAAUUACAUACAUACAUGUUUUUGCCGCCAAAAUCUCAAAGAACUGAUAAUUUUACGUUCGUAUCAUAAAUUUCCUUUCAGAUCCUGGCAUCUAAAUUACGAGAUUUUCUUAAGAAAAUGAAAGUUGACAUUGAAAAUAAAGUUUAAGUUGAAAUCAAUAUCCCUAUUAAAUUCCCCGCUAAUAAUUUCGUUAAAAGGUAGUCUUAAUUGUAUUCCUUAAAUAAAAACUCGUGAGAAUUUCAGUGGUUUCUAAAGGUUUUGUCAUGCGCCAAAUUUAUCAGCACAAAAUAUGCAGUAUAUGAAGUAUCUAUUUUUGAAACUAGAAAUGCUUAAGACUAUUUUUAUUAUACAUAUUUGGCACAGAGAAACUUGCAUAAGCUUAAAAAUGUUGCAAAAAUAUUUUCCAAUAGGUUUUAUUUUAUAACCAACUAAAUUGUAAAAAGGGUCAUUGACUUUACAAUGUACAUACGUUAAUACAUACGUGACUAAAUUUAUUAGAAAUAAUUACUAAGUUAGCCGUAGCAACACCUACUCCACAAACGGAGCGUACCGAUAUGAUAUCGCAAUUUGGGUGUUCCGAUGAAUUGUACUGUAAUUUUCAUCACCCUAUUUUAACCAAAAAGGUAGAAUGAAAGACCAAAACAAUAGCCGUUAAAACGAACGAGUCGUUGCGCGACAUCUGGCGGGGAACCUCUUCCUGCUACCAUUUUUUCCCCAUUUUCACCUAACAUUUUUUCCCCUAGAAUGUGUAUUAUUCUUGUAUGCUUUUUAAUAAAACCCGAAAGGAUUGCGUUUGAUUUUAUUUAAUGCGUGACCAAAGCAGAUCGUUU